AUGCCCGUCGCUGUGGCUCAUUCCCAUAGGCCAACCACAAAGGUUACACACAAGGCCUUCAAGUCACGGGCUGCUUCUAAGCAUGAGUUGAGGGACCGCGCAAAGGGCCGAGUUGCCGACGAAAAGGGCAACAGAAAGACUCCCCAUCAACAAGUCAUGUCUAAAUUCGACCGACGAAACCAGGCCAAGCAGGCCCGAUUGAACAAGCACAAGGAACAUGUUAAGGAAACCUCUGUUUUCGCUGGAAAGGAUGGCGCUCCUCGACAUGUCGCCGUUAUUCCCCUUUGCGCUGGAACCGACCUUGACGCUGCGAUCAAGCAGCUGAACAACAGCGUCGAUAUCGAGGACAACACCGAGAGUGGGAACUACCGAGUCACAGUCGACCGAUUCAAGCAAAAAUUACAAUACAUUCCUAUCGAGCGAGACCUGAACGCCUGUCUCGACGCUGCCCGUGUUGCUGACUUCGUCAUUGUCGUUCUGUCCGCCAACGUUGAGGUUGAUGAACUCGGAGAGUUGAUCUUGCGAAGUGUUGAGAGCCAGGGCAUGUCCACCCUCUUUACUAUCGUUGAAGGUCUCGACAAGGUUGAGCCCGCGAAGCAGCGACAAAGUGUUCUAGUCUCUCUCAAAUCUUUCAUCACACAUUUUCACCCUGAGCAAGAGAAGCUUUACAGUAUCGAGAACCGACAAGAUUGUGCCAACCUCAUGCGAUCACUGUGCAGCACAACACCAAAGGGCAUCCGAUGGAGAGACGAGAGGAGUUGGAUGCUUGCGGAGGAUAUCAAAUUCGCCUACUCCGAGUCCGAUUCAACAGUUAUCACUGGUGUUGUCCGCGGCAAGGGCCUCAAGGCAGACCGUCUUCUUCAGGUUGGCGACUGGGGAACUUUCCAGAUUGAGAAGAUUGAGGCUGCUCCUCUGCCUAAACAGGUCAAGAAGAAGGGAGAGGAGAUGACCGUUGACCCCGAAGAGGCUGGCAAGCUUCUGGAGGAGCCUUCUGAGGAUCGAGAUGACUUGGUGGAGCUGGCUCCUGAGGAGGUCAUGAUGGACGACGCUGAUGACGCCAUGACAACUGACGCCACUGAGAAGAAGGGUGUUCUUCUGGAUGAUCACCACUAUUUCUCAGAUGAGGAGGCUGAGGCAAGAAAGAUCAAGAAGAAGGUUCCCAAGGGUACAUCCAACUACCAGUCAGCUUGGUAUCUGGAGGAUGUCUCUGACUCAGAGUCCGAUAUGGAGGACUUUGAGAUGAAGGAUGAGGCUGGAGAGGAGGCCCGUCCUGAGGAUGGUCUUGAGGGCUAUGCACCUGCACCUGCUACUGAGGGUGCCCCCUCAGAAUAUCCUCAAUCGGAGAUGAUGAUUGAGCCGGAUGAGGAGGAGGAUGCUAAGCAGCUUGAGCAAUAUCGAGCUGGAAAGCGAAAUGAGGUUGAGGACGAUAUGGAGUUUCCCGAUGAGAUUGAGUUGCACCCUAAUGUCUUGGCCCGAGAGCGUCUGGCCAGAUAUCGUGGUCUGAAGAGUCUGCGAACCAGUACCUGGCAGGAGGAUGAGGACCGCGCACAUGAGCCUGAGGAGUGGAGACGUCUUCUUCAAGUUCCAAAUUAUCAAUCCUCAAAAUCCCAAGCCACAAGAGAGGCUCUGGUCGGUGGUGUUGAGCCUGGUACCCGUGUUCACAUCUACGUCAAGGGCAUCUCUCCUAUCCAGGAGAAGACCUACAACCCCAAGAAGCCACUCACUCUCUUUUCUCUUCUACGACAUGAGAACAAGAAGACGGCCGUCAACUACCUUUUCAACCUCAGCUCCGAUUUCACCAAGUCUAUCAAGGCUAAGGAGGAGCUCAUUGUCCAGUGUGGACCUCGCCGAAUGGUUAUCAAGCCUCUCUUCUCCCAGCCUGGUCAAACACCAAAUGAUGUUCACAAGUACUGCCGGUUCCUCCACCCCGGUCAGUCAGCCAUUGCGACCUUCAUGGGUCCUCUAACAUGGGGUGCUGUGCCUGUUCUGUUCUUCAAGCGAACCACAGCCGAGGAGGUUGAGAAGGACGAGAACGAGGAUGGCCCUCACAUUGGUCUUUCACUCAUCGGCACAGGAACCGCGCUACCACCAUCCACAUCUCGCGUCAUCGCCAAACGCAUUAUCCUCACUGGCCAUCCUUACCAUAUUCACAAGAAGAUCGUCACUAUCCGAUACAUGUUCUUCAACCGAGAGGAUGUCGAGUGGUUCAAGGCUCUACCUCUGUGGACCAAGCGUGGCCGCAGCGGUUUCGUCAAGGAGCCUCUCGGUACACAUGGUUACUUCAAGGCAACAUUCGAUGGACGUAUCAACCCUCAAGACUCCAUCGGCGUCAGUCUUUACAAGCGGGUGUGGCCUCGAAAUGCUGCUCCUGUGGAGGGACCCCUAUUGGAGAUCGAGCCCAGCGCAGUGCAAGCUGAUGGCGAUAUGAUGAUGGAUGACCAGGCAUAG
Molecule: messenger RNA, 2448 nt
Organism: Fusarium subglutinans
Lineage: Eukaryota; Fungi; Ascomycota; Sordariomycetes; Hypocreales; Nectriaceae
Product: ribosome biogenesis tsr1 like
Exons: 2
Coding region: 1-2448 (815 amino acids)
Biological process (GO): endonucleolytic cleavage of tricistronic rRNA transcript (SSU-rRNA, 5.8S rRNA, LSU-rRNA); ribosome biogenesis; maturation of SSU-rRNA from tricistronic rRNA transcript (SSU-rRNA, 5.8S rRNA, LSU-rRNA)
Cellular component (GO): preribosome, small subunit precursor; nucleus
Molecular function (GO): GTPase activity; U3 snoRNA binding; GTP binding
Source: RefSeq, a predicted model, not a curated record